CAGCCCCCGCCUCACAGAGGAGGAGCAGUAUGUGAGCGAGGGGGAGUGUUUGCAGCCGGACGUGACGCGGGCGCCGCCCCCCUGCCAGGACGCCGAGACCAUCACAGAUGUGUGCAACAGCACUGACCUGCCAGAGUUCGAGAUCAUCAGUCUUUUGGAGGAGCAGCUGCCGGUGUACCGGCUCCGGGCCGACACCGUCUACGGCUACGACAAUGACGACUGGGUCCACACCCCUAUGGUCGCACCGGAUGCCAGCCUGGACCUGACCUCAGAGCAGAUCGAGGAGACUCUCAAAUACUUCCUGCUAUGUGCGGACCGGGUGGGCCAGAUGACAAAGACCUACAAUGACAUCGACGCCGUCACACGUUUGUUGGAGGAGAAAGAACGGGACCUGGAGCUGGCCGCAAAGAUCGGUCAGUCGCUUCUUAAGAAGAAUCGGACUCUGACGGAACAGAAUGACUAUCUGGAGGAACAAGUGGGACAAAUCACAGAGGAGGUGGCCCAGCUUCACCACGAGCUGAACCUGAAGGACGAGCUGCUGCAGUUCUACACCAACGCGGUGGAAGAGAGCGAGGACGAGUCCAGCAGCUCCCCCACAGGUAAGAGGAUCAAAGCAGAGACAGCCUGUGGCGGCUUCGUGAGCGACACCCUGCAGAGGAAGCUGAAGGAGCUGGAAGAGGAGAACCUGUCGCUGCGCUCCGAGGCCAGCCACCUGAAGACGGAGACGGAAACCUACGAGGAGAAAGAGCAGCAGCUCGUCAAUGACUGCGUCAAAGAACUACGGCUGUCCAGCUUGCAGAUCUCCGUCAUAGCCGAGGAGCUGGCUCGGAAAACCGAGGAUGCGUCCCGGCAGCAGGAGGAGAUAACGCACCUCCUCUCUCAAAUAGUGGAUCUGCAGAAGAAGGCGAAAUCCUACGCCGUGGAAAAUGAGGAGCUCUCCCAACAUCUGCUGGCGGCCAAAGACGCUCAGAGGCAGCUCACCGCAGAGCUGCAGGAGCUGGAGGAGAAGUACUCGGAGUGUAUUGAGAUGCUGCAUGAAGCACAGGAGGAACUGAAGAACCUGAGGAACAGGAACUACCCUGCAGGAACUCCUCGACGCUAUCAUCCUCUGGGGCUCUUCCCGAUGGAUUCCCUGGCUGCUGAGAUUGAAGGAACAAUGAGGAAGGAGCUGAGCCUGGAGGACCCGGAGUGUGAAGAGCUGAAGGUUCAUCGGAAGCGCGUCUUUGAGACGGUGAAAACCGUGAACCAGACGGUGCGUCAGCGCUCUCUGACUCCAACGGGCAUCCCCGGCUCCAACCAGUCCCUGUCGGCGCGCACGUCGCCCCAGUCCAGCGGUCUCUCCACGCCCCACUCCUCUGUGUACGGCGGCGACAUCAGCGGAGACGGCGUUAUCCUGGACAACCGAACGCAGAGCAUCCUCAUGGAGACGGCGUCCAACCAGGACAGUGCAGAGAACAAGAAGACAAGCGGCGCCGAGGACCUGCGGCUCGCUCUGCGCCGCCUCUCUCUGCGCCGCCAGAACAACCUGAGCGAGAGGCGCUUCUUCGAAGAGGAGCGAGAGAGGCGGCGAGGAGGACAGGUGGGGCUGCAGGAGAGCGUCCUGACCCCGUCCGACAGCAUCAUGUCCCUGGGGAACCUCCACCUGUGGGCCUCGCGGGGGCCCUACCUCCCAGACAAGCUCCAGAUCGUGAAGCCGCUUGAAGGGUCUGCCACGCUGCACCACUGGCAGCAGUUAGCGCAGCCUCACCUCGGGGUGAUUCUGGACGCCAGGCCCGGGGUGGUGCCCAAAGGGUACAGACCCCUGGAGCUGGAGCUGGAGCAGGUGCAGCCGUGGACCGGCUUGGAGGAGGACGAACCGGGAGAGCAGUACUUCCAGAACCUGCCCACCUCCUCAGCCUCAGCUUCUCCGGCCGCGCCCCCCUCCUCAGACCCAGGUGACACCAGCUCAGCCCGGCCUCCACUUUCCCUCGCUCCUCCUUCCCCACCGUCUCCAUCGCCAUCGCCUCAUCUCAGCAACACGGAUGCACUGGCUGCAUACUUCCCCGGCAAAUGUAUGCCCCACACCAGCUCCACCUACACCUUCACCACCUGCCGGAUCCUCCACCCCACAGAUGAGCAGACGCAGGUCACGCCCAGUCUGAACCCUACUCCUGCCGCCUCCUCCUGUGUGAUGACCAGCUCGCUGUUGGCCACGCCCGCCGCCACGCCCUGCACGCCGCGCAGACUCAGCCUUCGCCCGUCUGAGUCCUCAACAAACCUCAGAGAUGCGACGCGCACCACCAGCACCUCUCUGGGUUUGGUGCGUCUGCUCCAGGAGAGGGGCAUCUCUGCCGCCAUGUACCACCAGAGCCAGGAGCACAGUCUGGGAGGGGGCGGAGUCCUGCUCAGCACCUCUGUUGCCCCGAUCCGAGUACCCCACCCCGACCCGCUGCGCCCGCCCACGUCUCCCAACUCCCCCACCCGGCCGGCCGCCUCAGCCGCCUCCUCCUCCUCCGGCUUUGACUUCAAAAGCCCCUCUUAUGACAACUUCCUGGCGUCCAAGCCAGCUCGAUCCAUCCUGAAGGAGGUGACGGGGGGGGCGCGAGGCAGGCAGAGGGGGCGGGAUUGUGAGAGCCAGACGGACGUCAGCGUAAGCGUCCAUAACCUCAACUUGCUGGACAAGGUGAAGCGGCUGGGAGUGGCGGGGGCUCCAGGGGGCAGGGCCAUGAGUCCGGGGCCCAUUCUUGGACCGUUGGGGGGGCUCCGCAGGUCGAGCUCACCCUUUGCUCCGGACGGAAUGAGGAGGAACAGAAGUUACCCAGCCAUGGUGUCAGCCAGCAUGGCUAUGAAAGGCCCGGGGCCGCAGCCGUGAGCUGGACCUCCUCCAGGAAGGUGACGAGGAACGAAACAUGGACGGACCAUGAUCACAAAACACCCCAACCCCGCACCAUACUCAGACUAAAAAGAAACAAAGGUGGAGUUGUAACCAUUGCCUGUAUAAGAGAACUGGACCGAGUGAGACUUGAUCUAUAGAAAACAGUUUAUUUCUAGUUCCAACCAAAUAUAGUCAAUUUAGACGCCAUUAUAUUCUGAUCCAGACAUCUCCAGACGACACCAGUAAGCAGUGAUUAGUCUGUGUCAUUGUUUCUAUGGCAACCACUAUCAACAAUCAGGAUUUAGCUUUUUGAAAGGCCACGCCCCCACCACUUAAAACUUGAUUCUGUAAUGAACAGUCAAACAUGAAAUGUUCACAAUGCGUUUCUGAUGGGCUCAGAAAAUCCCAUCAUGCUGCUGAAAAAUCCACUUCAUUAAACCAACCAUCUUUAAAGGGUAACCAGACAGGACAGCUGGAGGGGCGGGGCUAGGAGAUGCAGGCUGAGCGUAGGAGGUGUGGUCUGGAUGUGAUUGACAGUAGCAGUGAGGUUAGCUUGAGGUAACUAAAGGAUCUUUUUAUUAUUGUCGCGAUGAAAAUAAAAUUCAAAAGUCGUAAAGUUCAGGAACCCCAAGCAGGCUGCACCCCAACACACAGGCGCUCUUCAUCUGCUGGUCAGCCAGCUUUCCAAGCUAGAAAGCUCCGCCGUUCUCGGCGUAGCGGAGCGACCUCUGCCGCUCUCAGCGGCGCAGUGUGAGCUCCGCCGUUUUCAGGAUCACGGGUGAGCUCUCUGCUUUAGCUCCUCCACUCUCAGCGUCGCUGGGAGAGCCCAAACAAUCACGUGGAGAGCUUCAACUCUCGAGAGUGUCAUGUGUUCAAAGAUGGGCGGGGCUUUUAUCCUGGAGCUCGGAGCAUGAUGAGUGGGACUUCUUGGACUAGUUGACCAAUCACAAAAUUAAACUGUAAUACCUCGUUUCAACCUGUAGAGGGCAGCACACAGGUUAACUUUUGCUUCAAAGGCACAAAAGUUAGAAAACGUCCUGUUUUCUGUGUGAAAACUCAAAUUAAAAGUGUUUGGUUUAGCAGUGGUAGCAAAGUGUUAGCACACUUUGUUACUAAUGACUGUAUCUGAGAACUGGACUGAGUGACUCCAACCCUGCUGCAAAAUCCCAUAGACUUCUAUAGAGAACAGUUAUUACUCUGUCACUCUAUUUGCUACAAUAAUCAUUCUUGCUCUGUUAACUUUUUUAUGAACAUCCUCUUGAUAAUGAUAUAUAUAUAUAUUUGAAAGUUAUUCAAGUUAUAACCUGACCAAUCAGAUGGCUCAGUCAAUCAAUUCAAGGCCUCACCUUGAACGUUUGACUCAAGAUUCUCCCAAUCCCGCUGUCAGUGGAAGGAGUGUGGUCUUUAAACAAGUUCCUCUAAAAACAUGACUCAGACCGUGUCAGACCAAUCACUGUCAUCCAGCUCCAAACACCAUGUGGAAAAUCAUCGAGGGAUUUGGCCUCUUUUCACUGGAGCUGCAGGUAAGGCCCAUCACACCCUGCUUUGUCCAGUGGUACUAUAUGUCUACGCGUUGGACGGUAGAAAUGUUUGACUGACAGAUUUUCCCCAGCCCUCUUUCAAGUGGUAGGGGUGUGGCCUCCCAACAAGCUCACUCCUGACUGGUUGUCACAGACUGAUCACUGCUUACUGACGUCUGGAUCCAACAUGGCGAUGUCUGCAUCAUGAAAAAAUGGCCACUCAAUGGACUUUAUUUGGGUGGAGGUAGAAGUAAACCAUUUUCCAUGCAUGACGUUAUACUCAGUCGGUCCAGUUCUCGUAUACAGUCAAUGAUUGUAACACAAGAAAAAAGAAAAUGCCCCCUCAAACAGUAAAAUGUACUUUUGAGUCCAAAAAAUUUUUAGUUGACUCACUUUAGGCUCUAAAGAGAAAAUUAUAAAAGGAAAACUUUAUCGGCAACUGAGUUUUCACACAAAUGUGAGUUAUGUUACUGAAACAGUUUUUUGUCUCCUUUCCUGCCACCAGAGGUCUCUGAAAUCAUCAGUAUCUGUUCUCUACAUGACUUUGAUUCUUCUUCUAUGGUGCCCUUUUCUACCUGCUUCUGGCAUGAAUAAUACUUUGUUUGAAAUGUGCAUCUUAUUGUAGAGCUCUUAUUUUGUCAAGUGUUCACGUUUUUGUCAUGGCCAGCAAAUAUUUUCAUUAAUGAGAAGUACUGAUGGGUAUUUUUUUACUUUUUGCUUUCUUUUUUUUUUGUCAAACUGCAGCUAAUGGUCUCUUAGCAAAAAGUAUUACGCUUGAAGUAAGUAUUCUUGAGUAUAAGUAAGUGUGCUAUGGAGCAUGUACAUGUAGUGUAGGAAGUAUAAUUGAAUACUUCUUCGGACUAAAUUAACUCUACAUAUACUGCCUCACUUUUAAUAUAGACGAUGUAUGUAGUACACUUCAGUUCACUACUUUUUGCUAAGGGGCAGAAAGUUGUGCGUUUCAUCAGAGGUUUGUUGUGGUGUCAGAUCUCUUCAGGCGACUCUAGCCAAACUCUUUGUGUCUGACACACUCUGACUCAUGCCAUCAUUUCUGCAACUAUCCCAACAAACUAAAUCCUCUCAGCUGGUUGUUGUGACCUCUUCUAUUUCCAAAAUUCUGUGUCUUAUAAGUGCAAUCUUGGGACCCUUGAGUGGUUAAUCUAAAGCAGGGGUGUCAAACUCAAUCACAUAAAAAUCCAAAACGCACCUGAGGUUGAACAGGAUAAACAUUUAUUGAACACUUUAAAACUAUGUUUUUAAAACUUUAAAACUGCAACUUUUUAACAUGAUUAUGAACUAGAUAUACAGCAUUACCUGUGAUGAUGCUAGUCUUAAUGCUGUUGGCUGAAUUUACUGCUGAAGAUUCUAGGGCUGAUAGCUGAAAACGCUGAAGCUGAUAGCUAAAAAUGCUAAAGUUUAUAGCUGAAAUUGCUUGGGCUGAUAUCCAGCUAAAAUAUUUAAUAAAUACAAAAUUAGCCUAAAAAACGUAAAAAUAAAAACUUGCCAAAAGUGUAGCUGAAAUGUUAGCUAAACUCCAGAACAGCCUUAAAAACUUUUUUAAAAAGCCUAAAUUGGACAAAAAUACUCGCAUUAAGCUAGAAUAUUAUCUAAAUUUUAAAAUACCUUAAAUAACUUUCAAUAUUUUACUCUCCAUAAAAAUAUAUUUUGUCAAAAUUAAACAAGUUAGAAAAAAACACAAGAUAACAUCGGUUCAUUAAUAAGAAUAAAAUAAAAUGAUCUGGAGGGCCGGAUGGAAUUACCUGGAGGGCCGGAUCCGGCCCCCGGGCCUUGACUUUGACACAUGUGGUCUUAGGUUAAGAUUUUUUCUGAUUCGACUCACCUUCUUCUUUCAUGCUGUUUGUCUUUUAUCAAACUCAAGUCCUUUGUAUUGCCAAAACCUUUCAAAAUGAGAAGUUUUGUACUUGUGCCGAACACAAGGAGCUCCACUCCACUUUAGCAUGCUAACAUUCAGAAGGAAAAAGGUGCCGUUUGGAGCGUUAGCUGGAUGCAGUCAUGCUGCUGAACUCUCAGACGCCUCAGAGUCCAUGUCAAGUCUCUGCUGGCUAAACAUUGCUCUCCUGCUCUCCAUUACACUCCGUUUGCUCUGGUUGGCUCCGUAGCUGCUGUAGCAAAAAGCUCUGUUAGUUUUUUACAGCUGAAAUCUUAUACUAUAAAUAUUGUUAAAUGUUAUUUUGUUUCCGGCAGAGAUGAGGACUUCAGACUCUCGGUUCACUGGCUCUCACAGGAAAGGACGAACAAGAGCAACAUCUUUACGGUUUUGUUGCUGUGUCUGACAGUUAUAAGGAGGAUUUAGUCACUUUUUACUGAUAAGAGGACUCGAAACCUGGAGCUGUGGGGGCCUCCAGUCCCCCCAUCCCUCUCUAAAGACGCUUUCCUGCAGCUUCACGUUUACUUGAGCUUUGUUUUCCAGUUUCCCAUGAGAUUAUUAGUUUAAUGGAGUUUCCAGUGAACUAAACAGAUCAAUACACUGAAAUAAAGAGCUGUUCAGAAGCUUUAGAGGGUUUCCCUCUUUGAAGAACCACUCAGAUAAAAAUGUUUUCAACAGGUUCUCUGUCAAAUUCAAUUCAGAUUAAAUUUGUGUUUUUGAAUAUGUACUUAUUCAAUUUCUGUGAAUCCGGACAAAACAAAUGUCAUUGAAAAAGGUUGUAUUUGUGACAGAAAAUACUGUGGGCGGUGUACUCGCUCUCUGCUCCGCUCCAUUCUGAUCAUCCACUUCCUGACUAAUAGAUCCAUGAGCUGUUUUCUCUGUUUUCUCUGCCUGAGCUGGAAUCUGGAUCAGAACUGUACGACUCCUAUACCGCUCGCCAUUUUGGUUGUACUUAGAGGAGCUAUAAGCUAGCGGGAAAGAGUGUAAACAGAUAGGUGAUGGGAAGUGGGUGCGCGUUUACUCUGUUCCAACGCUCAGAAGUACAUUUCUAAUCAAGUCCUGCCGCUCUGUAGAAACUAUGUCUUGGAAAACGACACGUUUUGGCUAAAAUCGACAUUAUCUAAAUUUAAAGACCCAUGGGAACGCUUUGAAAAGACAUUAAAAAUGAUCAGAGUAAUAAAGUCAUGGAGUGGCCAUAACCAGACUUGUAUGUAUUUAUUUUAAACUAUUGGUUUGCAAACAUGUAUGUUGUUCUGCACACUUCACGUCAUAGUUCUAUCCACUGAAAUGCCAUAUAGACACUGGAAUCCAUGUAAUAAUGGAGAGCAUGUAAUCAGGUUUUUUUUAAAUAAACAUCAUUAAAUCUUA
This is a messenger RNA of Oryzias melastigma (Indian medaka), 7630 nucleotides long. RefSeq names its product trafficking kinesin-binding protein 1. Gene Ontology annotation, cellular component: dendrite. The transcript has 18 exons. The record is from RefSeq and is a predicted model, not a curated record. The coding region runs from base 236 to 2851 and encodes 871 amino acids. NCBI's taxonomy places the organism in Eukaryota, Metazoa, Chordata, Actinopteri, Beloniformes, Adrianichthyidae. Gene Ontology annotation, biological process: anterograde axonal transport of mitochondrion; endosome to lysosome transport; neurogenesis. Gene Ontology annotation, molecular function: GABA receptor binding.